Camelus dromedarius (Arabian camel) is the source of this 1251-nucleotide messenger RNA. RefSeq names its product alkB homolog 4, lysine demethylase (gene ALKBH4). The transcript is spliced from 3 exons. Lineage: Eukaryota; Metazoa; Chordata; Mammalia; Artiodactyla; Camelidae. Gene Ontology annotation, biological process: actomyosin structure organization; protein demethylation. The coding region runs from base 35 to 943 and encodes 302 amino acids. Gene Ontology annotation, cellular component: contractile ring; midbody. The record is from RefSeq and is a predicted model, not a curated record. Gene Ontology annotation, molecular function: actin binding; oxidoreductase activity; demethylase activity.
CCCGCUCCUGCGCCCUGGGUGCCAGGACGCGGUAAUGGCGGCUGCGGCGGUGGCGGCCCCUGAGGUCCUUCGGGAAUGCGGCUGCAAGGGCAUCCGGACCUGUCUGGUCUGCGAGCGCCAGCGCGGAGGUGACCCGCCCUGGCAGCACCCCCCGCAGAAAACACACCGGUUCAUUUACUAUGCUGACACUGGCUGGGCCGUGGGGGCUGAGGAAUCUGACUUUGAAGGCUGGGCCUUCCCCUUCCCAGGCGUGACACUGAUUGAGGACUUCGUGACUCAGGAGGAAGAAGCCGAGAUGGUGCAGCUGAUGGACUGUGAACCCUGGAAGCUCUCACAGUCUGGGCGGAGGAAGCAGGACUACGGCCCCAAGGUCAACUUUCGGAAACAGAAGCUAAAGACCGCUGGCUUCCAAGGCCUCCCCAGCUUCAGCCGGGAGGUGGUGCGGAGAAUGGGCCUCUACCCUGUCCUGGAGGACUUCUGGCCCGUGGAGCAGUGUAACCUGGACUACUGCCCAGAGCGGGGCUCGGCCAUCGACCCCCACCUGGAUGACGCCUGGCUGUGGGGGGAACGGCUGGUGAGCCUCAACCUGCUGUCCUCCACUGUGCUGUCCAUGUCCCGGGAGGCACCCGGCAGCCUGCUGCUCUGCCUGGCCCCGUCCGGCUUCCCGGAGGCCCUGGUGGAAGGCGUGAUGGCCCCCAGCAGGUCCGUCCUGUGCCAGGAGGUGGAGGUGGCCGUCCCCCUGCCCCGCCGCUCUCUGCUGGUGCUCACGGGAGCCGCGCGGCACCAGUGGAAGCACGCCAUCCACCGCAGACACAUCGAGGCCCGCCGCGUGAGCGCCACCUUCAGGGAGCUGUCAGCUGAGUUCGGUCCUGGUGGGAGGCAGCAAGAACUAGGGCGGGAACUCCUGCAAAUCUCACUCUCCUUUGAGGGGAAACCCCUGUGAGCUGCCUCCCUGGGGACAGGAGCUGGUGCUGGGGCUGGCGGGGGCUGCUGGCUCCAGAGUGGACCAUUCGCCAGGAUUGAAGGGGCGCCAGGCGCAAGGGCCUUGUUUCCCUGAUUAGGUUUUAAGAGGAGAUGGCCUGACACUCUCGCCCCAAGCAGUGGGAGCCCUGCCUGCCAGCUGGCUUGAUGGAUUGGGCCUCCGGUUGGUUCUCUUUGGCCUGCAUCCAGCCACUUAUUUGAGUUGUUUGAUUUCUCACAUUUUGGGGGCAGUGGCAUAACUUGACCUUAAAAAACAUUGGUACCACUUCA